CGUAUUUAAAGCCCUGGCUUCAGUUGCAGCAGUAGCAGCGGACAACCUAUGCAACAAAAGCUUGCUGCAGAACCGAGCAACUGUCCGACCUCUUGAGCGGACAGAAACACGGAGCCGGCGGCUGACACGACCCGGCGAGGUACGACUGCAGGGCUAAAGAUUGCAGCCUGGACUAAAACGAAGACGUCUCAACGACAUUUAUGAAGCUUUCAAGGCCUUUUGAUUGAUCAGCCAAUCGAUGGGGAUUCUCAGAGGAGCUCCGCCUACCUUUGCCACCUGCCCUACUCCACCACCUCCCCCCCCCUCACCCUGCAGCCACUUCCUCACUGUCCGCUCUGUCUCCCAGCUCUCCAUCCAGCCUUUCUCCAUACACAAAAUGACUCUGGAACUCACCGAAUGGUCCUCAAUAUGGAUUUGUACAGCUUGUAAUAGACAGUAAGAGAAAGAGGGAGAAACCUCAAUGACAGAAAAGCCAUAAUCAUACAUACACCACACAUACACACAAUACAUAACACACACACACUCACACAAACAAGCAAGUAAACACUGACAGAUUAUUCUCAAUAAUACACACAAAAAGGAGCAAACGCACCAACCUGCUCUUGGAAUGUAACACAUACGCUUCCUGUGAAAAUGUAAACACUUUGUCUGAUUUCUUGAUUUUCGACAAGCCUUCUGGAAAGCUGAUUUUAUUUUUUCUUAACUCUGGGGAUUAAAACAAAAAGGCCAGAGGAGGAUUAAAGCCUGUUGGAUUUGGAGCUGCAAUAUUUUUCGUUGGACAACUUGAUUUUCAGGUGACUUUUUUUUUCUAAAGGAUAACUCGUUUCUGAUCUUUUUUGUUUCUUUCUUUUAACAUUAAUGGAUCUAUACUAGAUCUUGUUUAAAUAACCUAGGGUCCUUUUUAAACAGGACACAGUUUUAGAUAUAAUCAUUUACCUAGAUUGCUGGGACACUAUCUGUUACAGAGUCUUAGAAAAAUGUGUAACUUGUAAAGAUUGUACUUGCGUUACUUCCAGAAAGUCACUACUUCUUGAAGUUACUACAAAAGAACGGAUACAUCCAAUUUUUUUUUUAAACUACAGGUCAACUCUAGAUUUUUUUGUUUGUACGGAGAGGUGCACUUGUUUUUCCCAUCGCGUGCAUGCCCUCCAACAUGCCUCCCCAGAACACAGAGGCUGACACCAUGCAGGUCGGAUCUGUGGUUGGCGGGGUCAAUGCCAAAAACUCCAAGACAUCGGGCUCGGACGAGGAGAAGGGAGGAGCAGCCGGCGAGACGGAUGGAAAGGGAGGAGGAGGGGGAGGAGGCCAAGGAGCGGAGGAGUCGGCGAGCGAGGGAUCUGUAGAAGGCAUCCCCCUGAAGAGAUGGGUGAUGCACGGGGCUGUGAUGUUUGGACGGGAGUUCUGCUACGCCAUGGAGACAGCGCUGGUGACGCCGGUUCUGCUGCAGAUAGGUCUUCCAGAGCAGUACUACAGUCUGACGUGGUUCCUCAGUCCUGUUCUCGGCCUCAUGUUCACUCCUCUGAUCGGCUCGGCCAGCGACCGCUGCACGUUGCGCUGGGGCAGGAGGAGGCCCUUCAUCCUGGCUCUGUGUAUAGGAACUCUGUUAGGAGUGGCUCUGUUUCUAAACGGAUCGCUGAUAGGUCUGUCCAUGGGUGACGAGAAGGGGAGACAACCAAUAGGGAUUGUCCUCACUGUGCUUGGGGUGGUGGUGCUGGACUUUUGUGCAGACGCCACAGAGGGACCAAUCAGAGCAUAUCUGCUGGAUGUGGCCGACACGGAGGAACAAGACAUGGCGCUCAACAUCCAUGCCGCCUCAGCAGGUCUUGGUGGUGCAGUGGGUUAUGCUCUUGGAGGUUUGGACUGGACACACACCUUCCUUGGAGCAAUCUUCAGGUCCCAGGAACAGAUCCUGUUCUUCUUUGCUGCCGUUCUCUUCUCUAUCUCUGUGGUGUUGCAUCUCUUCAGCAUCGAGGAGCAGCAGUACUCAUCCCAUCAUGACCGAAUCGAACAGGAGAGUCCAGAUCGCACCAACCCGCCACCAUCAGCAAACGGUAGGAAUGGACUUCUGGCCCCCAAGCUGGAAUUGAUCGGAGAGGACGACACACUGGACAGCUACGACCUCUAUGACCCCUAUGGAGACGACCUGUCAGAGCGCGGGGAUAUGGACUUCCUGGAGGUGGAGCUUGUGAGAAGUAAAAGUGACAGUGUUCUCGCCAUGGCAGACGCCACUCUCGACCACAUGGACCAUGAUGCAUUGUUCCUCUGUCACAUAGAGCCUUCCAUCUUUACCGACCGCCUCUCACCCUACCACAGCUCCCCUCCAAUGACCGGUUCCUACUUCACCUCCAAUUACAACAAUCAGCCUUCCAAGUUUGGCAACAUCAGACGGAGCAGCAGCGCAGGCAGUCAAGACCUGCUCCGCCUCCAAACGAACAACCACCAAACACACGCUCCCACCGAAAGGGUCUCCCGCCUCUCGGCUUUCUUACAGGAAAUGGAGAAUGACGAUGGUCAGGAGGCGCUGCUGAACAACCAGCUCAAUGAGCAGAGGACACUGAACGGACGGCUGAUGGCCGGUGUAACCAAUGCUGAUGGAGACGACACUAACAGACUGAGCUCCAAAGGACAGGCCCAUCGAGCUGGAAUGGUCAAGGCUGCUAGUACAGGAGCCCCCAUGAGGCAGCCCCGUCACCGUCACACCUUCUACCGCCAGCCGUCCUGCACAUUUUCCUACUACGGUCGAGUCGGUAGCCAUCGCUACCGUUACCGCCGGGCCAACGCCGCCUUCCUCAUCAAGCCAUCUCGAAGCAUGAGCGACCUGUACGAAGUGGAGGAGAGACACAGGAGGAGGAGCAGACAGAGGAACAGGCACCGCAGUGGAAACACCAACUCUUCCAGCGGGGACACAGAGAGUGAAGAGGGAGAGGUUGAGACGACUGUGCGGCUGCUGUGGCUCUCCAUGCUGAAGAUGCCUCCUGAGCUGCUGCGACUGUGCGCCUGUCACCUGCUCACCUGGUUCUCCAUCAUUGCCGAGGCGGUCUUCUUCACUGAUUUCAUGGGACAAGUCAUCUACCAUGGAGAUCCUACUGCUCCUGCUAACUCAACUAUGCUUGAAAACUAUCACAAAGGAGUUCAGAUGGGAUGUUGGGGACUGGUUAUAUAUGCCAUGACUGCUGCUACAUGCUCAGCUAUUCUUCAGAAAUACCUCGACAACUUCGACCUGAGCAUUAAGAUCAUCUACAUCCUGGGAACGUUGGGUUUCUCAAUAGGAACUGCUGUCAUGGCAAUCUUCCCUAAUGUUUAUGUUGCAAUGGUGAUGAUCAGCAGCAUGGGCAUCAUCUCCAUGAGUAUCUCCUACUGUCCUUACGCUCUGCUGGGACAGUAUCACGAAAUGAAAGAGUACAUCCAUCACAGUCCUGGUAACUCUCGGAGAGGCUUUGGCAUCGACUGUGCCAUCUUAUCCUGCCAGGUGUACAUCAGUCAGAUCCUGGUGGCCUCGGCUCUGGGUGCUGUAGUGGAGGCAGUUGGCAGCGUCCGUGUCAUUCCCAUGGUGGCCUCUGGGGGAUCCCUCCUCGGAUUCUUCACCGCCUGCUUCUUGGUCAUUUACCCAACUCCACACAGCCGGGACGUGGACUCAUCCAAAGCUUCAGAGAAACGGGCUUUGACAAAGCCGGAAAAUCCCACCAGCAGUGAAGUGGCCGUGGUUAUCGAAAAACCGAGCUUCCUGAAACUAAACAAGUCCGGCAAGGCCACCACCAGCACUACAUCCUGUCACACGGAGAAAGAGUCUGCUCUGUGAUUGAUCGGCUACAUCGACAGACACGUUGCUGCAGAAGAAACUAAAUAAAUGUUUGAAUUACAGCCGAUGGAGAGACUGUGGGAUGUGCAGCAUCGUCCACAGUUGGUCAACUCUUUGUGUCUGUGCUUUCCUCUGACUGGCUUUUCUGCAUUGUUGAAGAAGGAAAAACAAAAUCUGCCAUGGGACCAAUUUAACACCAGACCAACAAACCCAACAUAUAAGCAAUCUGGUCCCAGUACCGUUCUAGCCGUCAUUGAAAUUCUUUUCACCUAACCCUCACAGAUAUCUGACUGAUCCGUUGUGGGUUGUCCAGAGGUGAGCGAUUCAUUGUUUUAAGGAGAGGUCGUUUCUGUCUCUCAGGGCCUGUAUGAGGUGCUACCGAGCCACCGCCUGGACAGGAAACUUCAGGGGACACACACACCAACUUACACACACACACACACACACACACACACACACACACACACACACACACACACACACCUCUUCAUCUGGGGGUCAACACAAUAAUCACAUAAACUCCUGAGUAACGAACAUUGUUGAUGAAAACAAGUCCUCGAAGCUGCAAUCAUUGAAAAUGCUGAAAAUUGUUCUUCCUCGAUGUGGAUUACGGUUGCUUGAAUCUUUGCUAACUUGAUGUGGAAGAUAAACGACGUGUGUGUGUUUCUGUUGACUUUGUUUCUCCAGUGAGGGCAUUGUGUUCACCAAAAUAAAGCCAACACACUUUGGCUUUGCGGGACUUUGACACCACUCUGCAUCUGUAGCUUUAAGACUCGAGAGACUUUUGGAAGUGGCAUUUUUUUUUUUUAUCUAAGAGCCUGGUCACUGAAAAAAAAAAAAGACAUGUUUGUUCCUGAUCACCCAAAUGGCUUGUGAAUGGAUUUUUUUUUUUUACUCAUAAAGUCUUUAAUUGAGCCUUAAGGAGGCUUUGCUCAGAAGUGGAGAGCAUGAGCGUAACGUUGCCUGUAUAUUCAGCCGAAAGGACAAACGUGGUCAAAUUCCAGGAAAGAAAGAGCAUAGAUGCAAUGAGCAAUGGCAUUCAAAUCCCAUAUAUUAUUGUCAUGACUUGUGAAGGGCCCAGAAAGAUGCUUCUCUUUGUUUUGAAUAAUCAGACUAACCUACAUGCUGCAGGAGCAGGAGAGAGACUAAUCAACCAGCAGACGAGAACAGGAGAGACAUGUGGAGUUGUUCUUUUUCUCUCUGCUUUUUCAUUUUCAUUUUAAAAUACUGUUAGCACAAUGUUUGUGUCGUAGUACACAUUGUUGAAGGGGUGUUAAGUGGCAGUAUGAAAAGGCUUGUUAUUGGAGCAGUGAUGGAGGAUUCAAGUUCCUAGUUUAGGCGUCAGACCUCUGCUAAUUCUAAUCUGUCAACAGAAGCCGAUAAACUUAUCUUCGAUGCUCAUUAUAUCUGAGUUUCAUACGCUAUAUUAAUGUCUAGAACAAGAGAAAGGGAUGAGAAAAAUUCUAUUAGUUCAAAGGAGUAAAAUGGGAUUUUGGGAAAUCCCUUUUAUUUACUUUGUUCUGCAGAAUUACAUCAAAAAAUGUAAAUCUCUUCUCUGUAUGCUAAAUAUGAAACUCCCCACAUUAGACAGUUAGCUUAGCAAAAAGACUUGAAACAGAAGGAAGUCGGUAUUUUAGCUUAAAAAAAAUGUCUUCCCUGUUUCUGUUUUCCUUUUUUUUUUAGCCUAACACCAUUUGGUUCUUGCUUCAUGUUAACCGUACAUGAUGGUAUCGAUCUGAUUCAAGAGUUUCCCAAAAUGACAGACUACUCCUUUAAAUGAAAAAACUUCAGAACAAAAUUUGAAUUGGUCCAGGUUUGGAGAUGCAUGUUUUAACCAUUAACUAAAGCCUUUUGUAACGUAUUGACAUCUGCUGUUUAAUUAGAGCAAAUAGCAGCAGUGUGAUACGUUUGGCUUCACUUUGGCCCUGUUUGGAUUUAUAACAACAAUCAGCUUAUAACAUAAAUAUUGUACUACAAUGGAGGGGCUAGAUGCAAGAUGCAUAAAUUAAAAACAAACUCCUUCCAAUCCUGAUAGAUUGUUUCAUAGAGCUGCACGUUUACGAAAAGAGUUGCAUUUAAAAAAAUCAUGCAUGGUGUCAUUGGUUUACUGAUAAACCAACCAGGCGUCUGUUAAUCAGUGAGGGGAGAGGGCUGUGUGAGGGUCAUUCAAGGAGAGCGGGGUGGUCUGUUGUGGUGAAAUCCUUUCUGUGUUUUUUAUUUCUGUCCUCCAUCUGUCAGGGGGAAAGGAGAAGGAUUUGGGUCAGUUUUCCUCUUGGCUCCAUCAGCAUACAUACAAACUUAAAGGAAUCCAAAUGUAAAGUGCAAGUGGGUUGAUUUACUAAUGAAAGCAGAUUUCAUGUCAGAGUGUAUUAAAGCAUUUAUGGAGAAGCUUAGUUUUUAGAAGAGGAUUCACUCACGACAAUGUGCUUAUUUCUUUCCCUUGGAGGCGUGUUGGUGCAGUUUUUAACUUUUUCUUUUUUUUAACAAAAUAGAUUCCAUUAUUUCAGGUACAUUCAGUCAGUCCCCGACCAGAACAGAGGAAGUGUUUUUGCUCUGUGACUCUGUUGCUAUGAUGGGAUCAUGACAAAAGACAAGGGGGUACAGAUGCAGGGUUCUGUAUGGUGUCUGUAACCACAUGGGCAAUAAAACAUUCUGGCUAAAUAAAUAGAUGCGAAACUUCACUUUAAGGACAGACAUGAAGCUUAAAAAAAACUUCUGUUUUGGAAGGUUUGCAUGCAAAAAUAGCAAUAUGCAUGUAUGCAACACCAAAGUAUGACUCUGUACAAAUCACUCAAGCUCUUUUCUUUAUUGUCCUAAUAGGUCAGGGAUGUAUUUUAUAAUGCAUGGCUGGAUGUUUGUGUCUUUCUGUUUGAACUUUACUGUGUAUAGAAAAACCAACAUGUACUUUUUAAGCUGAAGCAUUGUGCUCGGGCUGGGGGAGUACACUCUUAACAAGCAUGUGACUUUGAUUUCUUUUUUUUUUGGCACAUUUACGAGUAACGUUUCAGACAACACACAUCUUGUUGCUUGUGCAUAAAGGUGUUAUGAAGGUGUUGAAAUGUUUAAAACAAGAUGUGUGUAGUCUCUGAACAAACUACUCCUUGUUAAAAGUGUAGACGAGAAACUCCAGGUCGUGAAUACUUGAAGUGCAACUUGAGUGUUUUUGUUCCAUUGCAGUGAAAAGUCUUUGAUUUUUGGGUUUCUUCAUGUUUUUUUUGUUUUUUUUGUUCUUAAAUGUCCCAUGCCUUUUUAACGCAGACUCUGGAAUGUUCAGACAGCAGCUCGGCUUGCUGGGAGAUUGAGUUCUUACCUUUGAUUACAUCUUGUGACUUAAAUGUUAUCGAAUGUGAAGUGAUUUCAGCUGAAAUCAUUUUAAUUUUGAUGUUUGCAUAACCAAGGGUGGGGGGUGGAAGGGGUGUGACAUUGCACAGAACUUGCACAUGAUAAAACAAACAGUAGAUUUGUGUUGCAAACAAAAGAAAAUAUAUAACUGUGGAUAUUUAUUUUUUGUAGGUUUCUUUUCUAAGAAGGAAACUUUUACUUAGUUUCCAAAAGGAUUCAUUAAAGCUAUUCUGUUUGCUGUUACGGGAAUUGUUACACAAGUGGACUGGAUCAUGUGUGUGUGUGUGUGUGUGUGUGUGUGUGUGUGUGUAUGAGGGCAGUCUCGGCUGCUCAAAUGUAAGGAACAGGGCAAGAGUGUGUUAAAAAUGUCAUCUCAGUGUUUGUUUUUUUGAUUCUGGUUCUCCAUUCUUUGCAAUCACCUGGUUUACACUUAACUCUGGAAUCGUUGGCUGCAUCCGGGGGGGGGGGGGGGGGUUAUUUACGAGCCUUUAAUUUUCCGGUGUUUUAACCCAAGUAGAACAUUUCCUUUUUCAUUUUUGUUUUUGUUUGAACUUGAGGCAGAGCCACAAGGGAGAGUUUUGGCCUUUGCACUUUUUUCAGUGGCGGCCAUAUUGGCUCCACCCUCCUGAUCAUUGAAUGAAUGUUGCGAUGUGGUGAUGCCUGCUCAUAUUCCAGCUAGCAGCUGUCAGCAGCUGUAAUGCUGUUACGUCCAACCUGGCCUGACUCGGCCUGUGUGGCUCUGCCUCGAGAACACUGUGUGUUAAAGACGGAGGAGAGCGAUGCCUAUACACUUAGAUCUACACAGAGAUUAAAUCAAGAUGAAUACUUAAAGAAUGGGAAAGUACUUUACUAUAUAUAAUAUGCCUUGUUAUAUGGAAAAAAAUAUGUAUAUAUACAGAUUUCUCUUUAGUUUCUUCUUUUUUUGCUGCUAUAAAAAAGAUGAUUAUUUUUGUUAGUAGUUUUGUUUUCUAUAUAAAGACUGUAUAUAUCUCUAUGUUCUGUAAAUAUGCUUGAGCCUUCAUAUGUAGGACUCUGGAUGAACACUGUAUGGAACGCACCUUUAAAAUCUACUCAGAAGUAAA
Messenger RNA from Labrus mixtus (cuckoo wrasse), 8223 nucleotides. Its product is annotated as solute carrier family 45 member 4. Gene Ontology annotation, molecular function: sucrose:proton symporter activity. The transcript is spliced from 16 exons. Gene Ontology annotation, biological process: transmembrane transport. Gene Ontology annotation, cellular component: membrane. NCBI's taxonomy places the organism in Eukaryota, Metazoa, Chordata, Actinopteri, Labriformes, Labridae. The record is from RefSeq and is a predicted model, not a curated record. Bases 1142 to 3799 code for a protein of 885 amino acids.